AUGGGGAUCUGGAGCGCGUCGGUUCUGACGUUGCGCUGCGCGCUGUUUUGUUACUUGAUGUUUUCAGCAUCUGCGCCUUACUUCAGGUACUUUGCCCUUUUACGCUGUGACCUCGUUACCAGGUAACAAGCCUGACUCGCCACAGACAUCUAGGUGGCUCCAGGAGAUGUUGAAGAGUUCCUGUGCAGUGUGGAGAAUUCUGUACUGGGGCCGCGCCUCCCUUCUCUUUCGCGGGGCCCUGGGCCUGGUGUGCGACUCCCCGUUGCUGUUAUAUCGGCCUCGGAUGCUUCUAGCGAACACCUUCCGACAACGUCUUCUUUCCGAGGAUGUCUCUCUGGUCUCCAAAUCCUUCUCCCUUUGCUUUGACUUGGCCGAUUCGAAAAAUAUCCGCCAGCUCCAUCAUCGAGGAGGUUACACGAGGGUCUUCCCCGGUGGUCGUUGGCUUCUUUCAACUGCUCUUGCAAGAACCCAGAAUGACAGGGUUUUGAUCGUAUUUUACUGGUUUGAUCUCAAGACUGCCGUCUGGUCGGACGAUUCCCCAUCAACGCUGUAUCCUUCCCUCCGUCAUAUAGUCGAAGCUGGCCGAGCCCGGGAUCCUGGAGUCCUCGACGUGCUGGAGAAUAUUCGUUUUCAACUACACUUGGAUGAAGCAAAGGCCGUAAUCGCUGUCAAGGCGGUCACUUCGGAACAUAGAUUCAAUGUCCCACUCUCAAAAUUCGUGGUGCUGGAGUUCUUCUGGGAGGAGGGCCAUGUCAGGGAACACACUCUUGUAACCGAGAAACGUGACAGCGAUGUUGUGGAUUGGGCGCUGCGAGGCGACAACGUGCAUGUCUGUUACCACACCGCUUAUCUGCUGUGGGACUUUAAAUCCCCUAUCUCACUCCUACUUCGGUUCACUCACACUCGCUUUCCAAUUCCAUUAGCAAUGCAUCUCUUGCAAGGGGGAAACGCCUCACUAACAGUCAGCUCCGAUAUUCCCGAGGGGAUCCUCUUUGCGACCAUUACCCACGAUGACGAUUUCAGUCAUAUUCUCGUCAAUAUGCAGAUUCAUGCCCACCCGUCAUUGGCAGGCUACCAAUUCCUCGGCAUUCAGCCCUGGUCCCGCGUUAUCUCUCAUAGAGAAAAUUUACACGAUCGCUUCGUCGUAAGAGCCAACUCGGGAACCGGGGCGGAGCAGAAUGUGGAUGUCUUUUUAGUUGAACGCUACCAAUCCGAUCCGUACCUCACCGUUGGGAUUUGGGAUGGUCUGUCCAAAUUUUUCGAGGAGCCUGUCAUUGACCCUCAUGAGGAUGAAGGCUCUCUGGUCGCUUUCCGCCGUGAGGUACAAAUUGAGGGGCGAUCAAGUUCGGCGAGAUUCUGCUCGCUGGACAUUACCUGUCAAACCUCGCGUCUCCCGUUGCCUUUGGACAGUGAACAGUCAGGGACGCUGAAGAUCUGCAGCCCCUUCUGCGGAGUUGCUGGAUUCUUCUCCGCUAUCGCUGCGUCAGAGAACGGGGGCAUGGUGAAAUUCUAUAUUUUCUAUCCAGAGAUCUCGGAUGCUGAGCUGAUCAGGAACGGUGCGAUGGUGCCACCAUAGUAGGACGUCUAUAUCGAUGAUAUGCACUGCCUUUCGUUGGCUCGCUGACGUCCUUUCCAUUUGUUUGCCCUCCUUUAACCUAACUUCAUUCACCUUCUAUCGUGCAA
Cantharellus anzutake is the source of this 1683-nucleotide messenger RNA. RefSeq lists its product as uncharacterized. Lineage: Eukaryota; Fungi; Basidiomycota; Agaricomycetes; Cantharellales; Hydnaceae. The transcript is spliced from 3 exons. The record is from RefSeq and is a predicted model, not a curated record. Bases 167 to 1576 code for a protein of 469 amino acids.